UGCCCCCCCCGCGGUCGCUCGGAGCAGUGCGUCCUGCCGGCCGACAGGAGGCGUGUCUCCCCCUCCGGCCGGAGCAGCAGCGGCGCGGCACCAGAUGCGAGUGUCGGGGAAGCGACACGAGCCGAAUCAACUUCUCUGUGCUGCUCCGGUGACUCUCCCCGGCUCCGGCUUCACGAAGUGUAGGAUGGAUUCCUAACAUGGACGCCCCGGCUCCUCCACCUCCACCGUCAUCCUCCUCAGCUGAGUCGGAGGACUGUUUCUUCUUCUUCUUGGCGCAGUGAGCUGGACACGCAGUGCUAUUUUUUUUUUCUGUGUGUGUGUGUGUGUGUGUGUGUGUGUGUGUGUGUGUGUGUGUGUGUGUGUGUGUUGCUGGUCCAGAUGGACGCGGGGACGCCGCUGCCCAGCCGCCUCCCGUGGUGAUCAUGCCGUGAUCCUGCAGCCGCCCUUUGCUUCACGUUCCACAAGGCGUGAAAGAAAGAAAGAAAGAAAGAAAGAAGGAAAGAGAGAGAGAAAAACAAAUCUGGGGAUUUACACCGAUUCAGGGAAUAAAGGAGGAGAUCCCGUGCAGCCUCAGCACCAUGGAGGUGGCGUCCUGCUCGCUGGGGCUCAGCGCCAGGUUCAGGUGCAGGCUGCUGCUGCUGCUGCUUCACUGUGGGGGCUGUUCUCAUGGGAUGCCGCACGUCUUGAGGUUUGGAGGGAUAUUUGAGUCCGUUGAAAGUGGCCCAUCGGGUGCUGAGGAACUAGCCUUUAAAUUUGCUUUAAACACAAUCAACAGGAACAGAACCCUACUGCCAAACACCACGCUCACCUACGACAUCCAGAGGAUAAACAUCUAUGACAGCUUCGAGGCCUCCAGGAAAGCCUGUGACCAGCUCUCUUUGGGGGUGGCAGCCAUCUUCGGCCCCUCUCACAGUUCCUCCGCCAACGCAGUCCAGUCCAUUUGCAAUGCCUUGGGGGUGCCGCACAUUCAGACCAAGUGGAAGCACCAGGUGUCAGACAACAGAGAUGUGUUCUACGUCAGCCUCUACCCAGACUUCUCCUCCCUCAGCCGGGCCAUCCUGGACCUGGUCCACUUCUUCAAGUGGAAGACGGUCACUGUGGUUUACGACGACAGCACUGGCCUGAUUCGGUUGCAAGAACUUAUAAAGGCUCCUUCCCGGUACAACAUCCGGUUAAAGAUCCGACAGUUGCCUGCAGACACCAAGGAUGCCAAGCCGCUCUUAAAGGAGAUGAAGAGGGGGAAGGAGUUCCACAUCAUCUUUGACUGUGGCCACGAAAUGGCUGCUGGGAUCCUGAAGCAGGCUCUCGCCAUGGGGAUGAUGACAGAGUACUAUCACUAUAUCUUCACCACACUGGAUCUGUUUGCGCUGGACGUCGAGCCUUACCGAUACAGUGGUGUGAACAUGACUGGCUUCAGGAUCCUCAACACCGAGAACAGCCAAGUGGCCUCCAUCAUUGAGAAAUGGUCCAUGGAGCGACUGCAGGCUCCGCCUAAACCUGACUCUGGUCUACUGGACGGCUUCAUGACCACGGACGCCGCGCUCAUGUACGAUGCCGUGCACGUGGUGGCCGUGGCUGUGCAGCAGUCUCAGCAGAUCACCGUCAGCUCGUUACAGUGCAACCGACACAAGCCCUGGCGCUUCGGGAACCGCUUCAUGGCCCUCAUCAAAGAGGCUCACUGGGAUGGCCUGACUGGGAGAAUCAAUUUCAACCGGACCAAUGGCUUGAGGACAGACUUCGACCUCGAUGUCAUUAGUCUGAAGGAGGAGGGGCUAGAGAAGAUUGGUACCUGGGAUCCUCCAAGUGGCCUGAACAUGACCGACAACCAGAAGGGGAAGACGACUAACGUCUCCGAUUCGUUAUCCAAUCGAUCCCUGAUCGUCUCCACCAUACUGGAAGAGCCGUAUGUGAUGUUCAAGAAGUCUGACAAGCCGCUGUACGGGAACGACCGCUUCGAGGGCUACUGCAUAGACCUGCUGAGAGAGCUGUCCAACAUCCUCGGCUUCACCUACGAGGUCCGAUUGGUGGAGGACGGGAGAUACGGCGCGCAGGACGAGAACACCGGCCAGUGGAACGGGAUGAUCAAGGAGCUAAUGGACCACAGAGCUGACCUGGCAGUGGCUCCCCUCGCCAUCACGUACGCUCGCGAGAAGGUUAUCGACUUCUCCAAGCCCUUCAUGACGCUCGGUAUAAGUAUACUGUACCGCAAGCCCAACGGGACCAACCCUGGGGUCUUCUCCUUCCUCAACCCGCUCUCGCCCGAUAUCUGGAUGUAUAUUCUGCUGGCUUACUUGGGUGUCAGUUGUGUGCUGUUUGUCAUAGCCAGGUUUAGUCCCUACGAGUGGUAUAACCCCCACCCGUGCAACCCCGACUCGGAUGUAGUGGAAAACAAUUUCACCCUGCUAAAUAGUUUCUGGUUCGGAGUUGGAGCUCUCAUGCAGCAAGGAUCUGAGCUCAUGCCAAAAGCGCUCUCCACCAGAAUUGUAGGAGGAAUCUGGUGGUUUUUCACGCUCAUCAUCAUCUCCUCCUACACGGCAAACCUGGCGGCCUUCCUCACCGUGGAGAGGAUGGAGUCGCCCAUCGACUCUGCCGACGACCUGGCCAAGCAGACCAAGAUAGAAUACGGGGUGGUAGAGGACGGCGCCACCAUGAACUUCUUUAAGAAAACCAAGAUCUCCACGUACGAUAAGAUGUGGGAGUUCAUGAGCAGUCGGAGGCACUCGGUGAUGGUGAAGAACAUCGAGGAGGGCGUCCACCGCGUGCUCACCUCGGACUACGCGUUCCUCAUGGAGUCCACCACCAUCGAGUUCGCCACGCAGCGCAACUGCAACCUCACGCAGAUCGGAGGCCUCAUCGACUCCAAAGCCUACGGGGUCGGCACCCCGAUGGGCUCUCCGUACAGAGAUAAGAUCACUAUCGCCAUCCUGCAGCUUCAGGAGGAAGGGAAGCUGCACAUGAUGAAGGAGAAGUGGUGGAGAGGAAACGGCUGUCCGGAGGAGGAGAGCAAGGAGGCCAGCGCCCUCGGGGUGCAGAACAUCGGAGGGAUCUUCAUCGUGCUCGCCGCCGGACUUGUCCUCUCCGUGUUCGUGGCCGUGGGAGAGUUCAUCUACAAGUCCAAACAGAACGCACAACUUGAAAAGGCCCAAUGGCGACAACGAGAUAAGAAACAGGUCCUUCUGCAGUGCUGUGGUGGACGAGCUGCGGGUUUCCCUCAAGUGCCAGCGCCGGCUCAAACACAAGCCGCAGCCGCCUGUCAUGGUGAAAACGGAGGAGGUCAUCAACAUGCACACUUUCAACGACCGCAGACUGCCAGGGAAAGAGACCAUGGCCUGAGAUCCCAAUCACUUUCUCACCCUCGCUCCUGCAGUGAGGAGUCGUGCAGAGACACUGGGGCAAAGGGAAGGGGUAAAUGGUAAGGGGGGGGGGGUUACGGUUGAGUCAUUUCACAGGUAGAGCGGAGGUGCUUGGUUGUAUAUUGGGGAAAUGUCACUAUUGUUUCUUUAAAAAAAAUUAGCUAGGGAUAAGAGAUUCAACAAUAUUUCCUGUGGAAAUAACUUGAACCUUGGUCAAAUUUCAGUGAGUUACCUCAUUACUCUUACCACCUUGGCAAGGAUUGAGUUGAAGAGGUACAGUCGACUAGGAAUACAUUCAAAUUGGGACGGAAGUGGUCAAUUGAAAAAAAAAGACGAUAUAUAUAGAUAUGAAAACACAUUUUUAAAGAAACUGGACCUAGCAUCUUGUCACUGCACACUUCAGAAGAGGCUGGUGGAGCAGCCUCACGGGCGUCUCUCACACCAUGAGUUCCACAUACAAACGGGGUGAAAGGGGAGAAAAGUCUGUAUAGGAUUUUCUUUUUUCUCCUAUUUUUUCUGCAGACGUUGUGAAUAGAAAGACCACAGCGGGUCCUUGACUAAACAAAAAAAAAACCAAAGCCCUGAAGACAAUGACAAACUCGGCAGCUCCCAAAAUGUACAGAGAGGUUUAAGAAACACCGAUCGACAUCAGAAAUGGAUAAACUUGUAUAUCAUCCAUCAGGCAAUAAGUGAUAUCAUUUAUUUGUGUUUCUGAGUACUAACACUUUGUCUUUAAUGUUGGGGGGGUAAGAUUUAAUAUUAUAUGGUAUAAUACAAGCGGAGAAUGCAGGAGUACAGGGGGCAACGUCGUGACCUGUCCAUGUAUCAUCCAGUCAUUCAAGGAGGAUUCUCUGGAGGUACACACACCCUUAAUAAUCAGUGAGGAACGUUGGAAUGUCUCAAUUCACAGCAAUCACACAACACACAAACUCUAUUUAUUCCAAGUAUUUAUUCUUUUAUUUAUAAUACUCUUUAUUUAUAUCUCGACAGACUGGAUUUUUCACUCCUGCGAAAUACACCUCAACUCUGUAUGGGUACACGCGGUUUUCGUUCCGUUUGCUCAAUAUCAAAGUGUCCAGUUUCAUUUUGUACUCCUGUGGCUUUCUCUUUCUUUGUUUCUUGUUUUCGGCAGCAAAGCCCCACGAUUACUUGUGCAAAUGCAAUUUCUAUGAAAAAAAAAACAACAACCAGUGUUUUUGUACGAAGAGAAUCAAAUUUUGUAAUGAUUUUUAUCAACACAAAAUGCACCAUGAAGAGUGUCAUCCGUGGCAGAGGGUUGGAACUCCACACCGGUAUUUCAGGAGGCUUUUUAGACACUAGACAAAGCUGACACACACCUAAACACACACACACACACACACACACACACACACACACACAAGUGCAGGGCACACCCACUCUCCAUGGAGCAGAUUCACUCCCAAUUAGUACCAUGUUCCCACAGAGCGAGGCAGAACAUCCUGCUACAGCAUCAGUGACGAUGUUGUUUCAAGGAAAAAGGAAACAAUUUUUUAUCACGUCAAGGAAUCACAUUUAAAAGAAAGGUAUUUUUACUUCACAUGAAAGAAGAGUAUUGAUAAUACUGGUUAGAGCAACUAGACAUUGUACACACAACAAGGGCCGGGAGGAAGACUACGGAUGAUGCUUUAUCACUCUACACCCCUGGUUACUGAUAGACUGCUAGAGAAUCCAGUGCUGAGCAAUUGUGUGUAAAUGGUUUUGAAAAGGAAAAAGAUGUAUUUAAAAGAAAAUAAAUAAUAAUAAUAAUAAUAAUAAUAAAGAACACUUAACUAAUUUUGAACUUGUGAAAACAAAAUAGAGUGCACACAGUUUACCCUUUGAAGUUGAUGCACAAGUUUAAAGAAAAUUAAAAAAGAGUAUUCCUAC
This is a messenger RNA of Scophthalmus maximus (turbot), 5240 nucleotides long. RefSeq names its product glutamate receptor, ionotropic, kainate 2 (gene grik2). Gene Ontology annotation, cellular component: postsynaptic membrane; presynaptic membrane; kainate selective glutamate receptor complex. The record is from RefSeq and is a predicted model, not a curated record. Bases 579 to 3416 code for a protein of 945 amino acids. NCBI's taxonomy places the organism in Eukaryota, Metazoa, Chordata, Actinopteri, Pleuronectiformes, Scophthalmidae. The transcript is spliced from 18 exons. Gene Ontology annotation, molecular function: kainate selective glutamate receptor activity; transmitter-gated monoatomic ion channel activity involved in regulation of postsynaptic membrane potential. Gene Ontology annotation, biological process: synaptic transmission, glutamatergic; monoatomic ion transport; modulation of chemical synaptic transmission.